Molecule: messenger RNA, 1246 nt
Organism: Thrips palmi
Lineage: Eukaryota; Metazoa; Arthropoda; Insecta; Thysanoptera; Thripidae
Product: glutathione S-transferase 1-1-like
Exons: 6
Coding region: 98-844 (248 amino acids)
Biological process (GO): glutathione metabolic process
Molecular function (GO): glutathione transferase activity
Source: RefSeq, a predicted model, not a curated record
UCGAUUGCAUUGAUGCCCGCGGUGGGCAGUGCCUGCAGUACCUGCUUUGGCGGUGCACUGGCGUGAGCGCGACGCGUUUUCAGACAACUCAGACAACAUGGGCUGCAUGUGUGCCAAGUCGGAGCCGCUCAGCAGCGCCAGCAACGGCGGUCUGGGCAUCCAGAACAAAGUGUACGACGGGCCGAAGCCCGUCCUGUACUACCUGAGCGCCUCGCCGCCCUGCCGCUCCGUGCUGGUGACCGCGCGCCAAAUCGGAUUGGACCUGGACAUCCGCACCGUCAACAUCCUGGCCGGCGAGCACCUCGCCGAGGACUUCGUCAAGUUGAACCCCGAGCACACUAUACCCACACUCGACGACGGCGGCUUCGUCCUGUGGGAAAGCCGUGCCAUCUGCACGUACCUCGUGACCAAGUACGCGGCCCGCGACGACCUGUACCCCAAGGACGAGAAGAAGAGAGCCAUGGUGGACCGUAGGCUGUACUUCGACGCCACCACACUGUACGGCGCCAUCAUCAGCCUCACAAAACCCAUCAUCAUGCGGGUGGAGACGCAAGCGACCGAGGCGAAGAAGAAGCCCGUCCUGGACGCGCUGCAGCAGCUCGAGAAGUACCUGGCGGACUCGGCGUGGGUGGCGGGGGACAGCCUCACCGUGGCGGACACGGUCAUCGUGGCCUCGGUGGCCAGCGCGCAGGCGAUCGGCGUGGACCUGGCGCAGUACCCCAACAUCGCGGGCUGGUUCGAGCGGUGCAAGACCCAGCUGCGGGGCUUCCAGGAGAACGCCGAGGGCGCCGCCAUGUACGGCCAGUUCGUGCAAAGCCUGCUCGGGGCGCCGGCCUUCCCCUAGGUCUGCCCUCCUGCCCUGUCCCCCCUCUACCUCCCCCCAGGUGCGGAUCCAGGAUUCGUGUAAGGAGAGGAUGACGCGGCGCUUUUUGCCUACUUGCAGAGUGAGGUUUGCCUACCUUCCCAUCAGCCAGAUUACGCGAGUCGUUUCUGCCGCUGUCUCGCUCGCACCCAUAGGGGACGCCCCAUGAGAGCGAGAGAGACAGAGCGACGAAAAACGACUCUCGGAAUGAGUCUGCAGACGGCUUCCGUCCAAGGAGGGGGUAGUUGCCCCCUUUGCAGCGCCCUGGAUCCGCUCCUCCCUUUUCCUUCCCAGCCCCCUUGUCGUUGAUCUGUUUCUCCUCACAGACGACAGUGCGCACUGUGGUUUCUGAGGUCAGUGUAAAUAAUAAACCAGAAAAAAUUA